UGUCACGUGCUUAUCUGUAAAGUGAUUACUCAAUCUCGCUCGUUUUUGUUUGAUAAGGAUUUUCGAGAUCCACAUAAGUUAUAACACAAGCUUUUCUGUAAUAUAUACCAAAAUGAAGUGGCAAUAUAAAGAAGAGCACUCUUUCGAAAAUCGAAGAAUCGAGGGAGAGAAAAUAAGAAAAAAAUAUCCAGAUCGAGUUCCAAUAAUUGUAGAGAAGGCUCAAAAAGCUCAUAUUGGUGACUUAGACAAGAAAAAGUAUCUUGUGCCGUCAGACCUUACAGUUGGGCAAUUUUACUUUCUUAUUCGAAAACGUAUCCACCUACGCCCGGAAGGUACAUUGUUUUUCUUUGUAAACAAUGUAAUUCCUCCUACCAGUGCAACAAUGGGUUCUUUGUACCAGGAACACCAUGAAGAGGAUUUCUUCUUGUAUGUAUCAUAUAGCGAUGAAAAUGUUUAUGGAGCAUAAUAGUGGAAAAAAAAGUGGCUCUAAAAUAUAAAAAAACAACUUAUUUGUCAAAACUAUGGUUUCAUUCAUUGAUGAAAUACAAAUUAAAUUAGAAAGGUAGAUAAUGUGAUAUUACCUAAUACACUUGAUUACUCAAGUAAUCUACACUAAAACAGUUUUGUUAGAUUACUGAAAAAGAAAUUUCAUACAGGUUCUUUGAUAUUGAUUUGUUUCAAGUCAUUGCCUUAAGAAUGACUGGUCUUUCAGAAAAUGUAAUGUUUUAUAUACUAGGUAAUAAAAUUUAUCUCAGUAUGUAGUAAAAUUAACUUUUGCUUUUUACAUUGUAAAGGUGAUGUAAUCAUAAUGUAUAGGUUUCAAAUUUUGAAGAAAUGUUGUGUAUGAUAAGACUGAGUCUUGUCAUUUUCAGACCAUUUUAUCAUGAUAAAUAAUAGUGCGUAAAAUGAUUCUUGCAUACUGCAAUUUAAAAAAAGAAUUAAAACUUUACUCACAAAAAUUUAAAUCUGGAUUUGUACUGCUAGUUUAGUAGUUUCAAAAACCAAUUUAGAAGUGGAAGUUGUACUGAGCUGAUAUUUGAAAUUAUUUCAAAAGCAUUGGAAGUGAAUUAAAUCUUUUUUUUUUUUUUUGAUACUGCUGCUACAGAGUUUUUCAUGUUACAAAAAUAUAAAUUAUUUAUUCAUGUGUAUGGCUAAGUGUCAUUUUAAUUUUGCAUGUUAAUGAGAGUACUGAUCAAUUUGGGAAAAGCUUAAAUGUUUGAAAUAUUUGUUUAAUUAAGAAAGUUAUUAAUGAAACGUUUUCGUCAAUUAAAUUCCUCUUAUUGGCAAUUUUUGUAA
Molecule: messenger RNA, 1296 nt
Organism: Limulus polyphemus (Atlantic horseshoe crab)
Lineage: Eukaryota; Metazoa; Arthropoda; Merostomata; Xiphosura; Limulidae
Product: gamma-aminobutyric acid receptor-associated protein-like
Exons: 3
Coding region: 113-466 (117 amino acids)
Biological process (GO): macroautophagy; autophagosome assembly; autophagy of mitochondrion
Cellular component (GO): autophagosome membrane; cytosol; autophagosome
Molecular function (GO): ubiquitin protein ligase binding; GABA receptor binding
Source: RefSeq, a predicted model, not a curated record